CUGGUUUCUACUGAAAGGCUCUGAAAACAUGAAAAUAAAUUUGAGUGUCGUGGACUGAAAAACAAAUCUGUGUACACAAGUAUCAGUAUUCUGAAUUUAAGAAAUUAAAAAUGUAGCGGAUUGUAGUAAUUAUAUGUACUGAAAGUUAAUAACUGUAACUGGCAAAAAGUUCUGACUUUUAUUUAUAUGCGCGCGAUUUCGAAUGGGUAUAUGAAUUGGAUUGUAAUUCAGAUAAAAUGAAACCAGUACGUCCUAAAACUCCAAGAAAACCAUUGGCAAAGUUAAAAUCUACUGUGAAAGAUCCUAUAGAAGUGUAUUGUAGAAUCAGACCCUUAGACAAUGAAUAUGAUCAAGUUUGUGUUCGAGCAAAAGAUGAGAAAACUGUUGUUUUAUUCCCACCUGAUGUUUCUCAGACAUCUAGAACAUUCAAAGAAGUGCAUUAUUCAUUUCAACGAGUAUUUAAUGAGAAAACAACACAAAAAGAAUUCUUUGAUCAUGUGGCUUUGCCUUUAGUGAAUGAUCUUCUACAAGGUAGCAAUGGUUUAGUAUUUACGUAUGGAAUAACAUCAUCGGGUAAGACACACACUAUGACUGGAAAUCCUCAAGAUGGGGGAUUAUUGCCCAGAAGUCUUGAUGUUAUAUUUAACAGCAUAAAGGAUUUUCAAGCCGCAAAAUUUGUCUUUAAACCUGAUAGACUUAAUGGUUUUGAUAUACAGUCUACAGCUGAAGCCCUAUUAGAUCAGCAAAAAGAACUUGGCAUUUUUAACAGAACUCCCAAACCCAAAAGGAAAGAAACUAUUGGUGACUGGUGUAACAGAGUUCCAGAUUCAACUGUAAUAACUGAAAUUUUGCCAGAUAUGCAUUAUGCAGUGUUUGUGUCCUAUGUUGAAAUAUACAACAAUUAUAUCUAUGAUCUAUUAGAGGAAUCUCCUAUUGAUCCUAAAAGAAUUAAGAAUUUUAAUUCAAAAAUGCUACGAGAAGAUGCUUCUAAAAACAUGUAUGUUUUUGGUGUGGUUGAAAGUGAAGUGAAAACUGUUGAAGAAGCUCUUGAGCUCUUUUAUAAAGGACAGCUAAGACGUAGAGUAUCCCAUACAGCACUUAAUACAGAAUCUAGUCGUAGCCAUAGUGUUUUUACAAUCCGUAUUGCGCAGGCCCCUCUUGAUCCUCUAGGAGCAGAAAUAUUGCAGGAUAAAGAUCAAGUAAUUGUCAGCCAAUUAUCGCUUGUUGAUUUGGCAGGCAGUGAACGCCCUCUGAGAACUAGGAAUACAGGACAAAAACUACGUGAAGCAGGGAAUAUAAAUGCUUCAUUAAUGGCUUUGAGAACCUGCAUUGAAGUUUUAAGAGAAUCACAAACUCAAGGAGCAUCAAAGAUGGUCCCAUAUCGAGAAAGUAAACUUACUCAUUUAUUCAAAACAUUUUUU
Stegodyphus dumicola is the source of this 1421-nucleotide messenger RNA. Its product is annotated as kinesin-like protein KIF23. The record is from RefSeq and is a predicted model, not a curated record. Gene Ontology annotation, cellular component: microtubule; kinesin complex; nucleus. Gene Ontology annotation, biological process: microtubule-based movement; mitotic spindle midzone assembly. Gene Ontology annotation, molecular function: microtubule motor activity; ATP binding; ATP hydrolysis activity. NCBI's taxonomy places the organism in Eukaryota, Metazoa, Arthropoda, Arachnida, Araneae, Eresidae.